Molecule: messenger RNA, 599 nt
Organism: Anoplophora glabripennis (Asian longhorned beetle)
Lineage: Eukaryota; Metazoa; Arthropoda; Insecta; Coleoptera; Cerambycidae
Product: epidermal growth factor receptor substrate 15-like 1
Exons: 5
Coding region: 10-570 (186 amino acids)
Source: RefSeq, a predicted model, not a curated record
GACAAAUUAAUGAUUCAAGCAGCGGAACAAGCAGAAUUAGUAAAAAUACAAGAAGAAGAGUUAAAUAGUAAAAGGGCACAACUAGAAAGCCUUCGCAGGGAAGAGCAGAGAUUAGAAGAGCAAAAAAUAGAAAGUAUGAACAAACUUGAUGGUUUAACGUCAAAUUUGCAAGAUACGCAAUUCUGCAUCAGUCAAGCUAAAGCUUUAAUUACUCAAUUACAAGAGCAAACAAGGCAAAUGAACGAUGGAAUUUCAUCAUGCGGUAUUGCUAUAGAACUAGGAGAUGCCACACAAGUUCCUGAUGCAGCACUUAGGAUUGAACCGGAAUUCAGGGAUCCGGAUUAUAAUAAAGUAUUAAUGACAAAUGGCAACAUCAGCAAAGAGACUAUAUUUGAUGUUGACCCUUUCAGUAAUACAAAUGAAAUACCAAAUCGAACUGACGAUACUUUUGACAAUGAUCCCUUUAAAAAUGACCCAUUUAAAAAUAAGGAUGCAAUUUCUAAUGUUCCAUUUAAAACCUUCACAAUAUCUAAUUUUGGAUGGAAAAGAAAAAUAUCCAAUAUGUGUUAAUAUAAAAGGUCAAGAUAUGCAAAUUCAGG